This is a messenger RNA of Pelodiscus sinensis (Chinese soft-shelled turtle), 2302 nucleotides long. Lineage: Eukaryota; Metazoa; Chordata; Testudines; Trionychidae. The record is from RefSeq and is a predicted model, not a curated record.
AUGCGGCUCCUUUGCCUUCACUGUGGGAGCAGGCUGGGGCCUGAGAUUUCAGGGCGUCAGCACCAGCAGCUGCAGUUCAAAGAUGCCCCGGAGGCUGAGCAGCCUGGUGUGGGGCAGGUCGGAGCUCAGCCCAGAGCCCCAGUGCGGCGGGAAAGGAGUCGAUCCCAGACGGGCCGUUCGCGGGAGACGUGUCCCAGGGGGAAUCACAAACCCUGCCCAGAAGCAGCUGGGACCCAGGGACAUUUCAAUGGGGAGGGGCCCAGCCAAGCGCAGGGCCUGGAUUCAGCCAGCCCUGACCAGGCAGUUUCCAUCCCGUCCCUCUGGGGUCCCCGGCCCGGAGUCGCUUGUCCCCGGCCCAGGGAGAGGGGGGCAGAUUCCCAGUGUCAGGGCCCCUCUGAUCCCUUCUCUCUGCCACGGCCCCUCCCUGCCAGAGGAGUGAGCUGCCCCUUGGGCUGGGCCGAGACCUCAAGGCUGCUCCCCACUCAGAGCCGGGCGCCCCAGGAGGCAGGAGAGUCCCUGAGUCACUGCCCAGCUGGGGCAGAUUCUGUCCCUGACGCCAUCGACCCCCCCAGGGCCGAGCUCUGCCCCUCAUGCUCUGAUUCUCCCCCAGCCAAUGUGACUCUGGAUCCAGACACCGCAUAUCCCUGGUUCGUCCUGUUGGGGGAUGGGAAACGUGUGAGAUGGACAUGGACACGGCAGCCACGGCCCGACACCCUGGAGAGAUUUGACUAUGUGCCCUGUGUGCUGGGCAGUGAGGGCUUCACCUCGGGGAGACAUUACUGGGAGGUGGAGGUGGAGGUGGGGGGUGGGCGAUGGGCUAUGGGGGUGGCCAGAGAGUCUGUGAGCAGGAAGGGAGAGAUCAGCCUGAGCCCCAAGGGUGGAAUCUGGGCUGUGGGGCAGUGGGGGGAUCAGUUCCAGGCUCUCACUGACCCUGUGACUCCCCUGCCCCUGAGCCCCCCCAGCAGGAUCCAGGUUUGUCUGGACUGUGACCGGGGGCAGGUGACAUUUAUCGAUGCUGGAACCGAGGCCCCGAUCUUCACUUUCCCGCCAGGCUCCCUCCCCGGGGAGAGAAUCCGACCCUGGCUCUGGGUGAGGGACAGAUCACUCCAGCUCCGACUGUCUCCCUGACACCAGCCCCUCUUGCCUCACACACCCCAGUCUGGAGGACUCCCCUCUACCCUGCCGCUGUCUCCUCAUCUCUAUGAUUCCUGAAACCUCUCCCCCUCCCUCGCAGAUCCAGAGAAGGGAGGUGGAGGAAACCUACUGCAGCCCCAGGGAGUAGACAGGCCCUGAAGGACAGAAGUAAAGGCUGGGCAGGGGCAGACAUAACAUCCAGGCUGGGGAAGCCGGAGUGGGGUCUUCGCUGGGGACAGGCGGAGGUGGGGGCCAGGCUGGGGACAGGCGGAGGUGGGGGUGGCAGGACACAGAAUUAACUCAUCAGGGUUGGGGGAAGCUGGAGGCUCUGCAGCAGCAGGAGGCGAUUUGCAGAGAUCUGGGUCCAUUGGGACAGCCAGAGGAGAAGGGAUAAAAUCAGGAGAAACAACGGGACCAAAUCAGAGGCCCAACCUCUGCCCCAAUCUUGGGGUCCCCGGGCACAUUCUUGGGGGGUGGUCCUCUAGGCCCUGCCUGAGCUGUGUCCCCCUGGUGCCAAUCUGACCCUUCAGAGUCCCACAUGCUGAAACCCCGCUCCCAUCUCCCAGAGCUCCAGGCCAAGGUGAUCUCUCUCCGGAGACACGCACAGACACAGAGACUCUUCACACAAGUCCCACUCCACAGUGCUCAGUCACGUCACCACACAAAGCACAAGAGAGUUCAGAUCAGGUCGCAGAAAAUGACCAAACCAACAGCUCUGCCCCUCACUAACUCUCCUCCCCCGCACUUGGGCGCUCGGGGGCCAGCUGGGCUCAGGAAAGCAGCUGGACCCCGUGCUCCAGGCAGGGACUGGGCUAUUGCAACGCUGAACGGCGCUGCCUGGAAUUGUAGCUGCCCAGAAAAUCCCUGGCACGACGCUGUGAGCCCCCAGCCUGAGUGACGGGGGAUGGGAGUGUCUGGGACAAGCCAGCAGGCCCUGCAGGGAGCUGCCUAAGCUAGCCAGUGGGAAGCGCUCACCAGAGGGGAAUUGUAUGAGGAAUCCAGGCCCCUCUCAUAUCUCAGUUUUGGAUAAUGCUGGUUACUGAUGCUAUGUAUCUUGCAAACUGUUUACAUUGAUACUAGGAACUUCCCAUAACUCAGGCAUGACCACAGAUGUACGGAGCCUUCCUUUGUCAACUGCGCACCCGGAACCUUAUCUGAAAUGUUUGCU